CCUAACAUUGGAUAACUUUAAUGUAACCUGUAAUAAACAGAAUAUUUGUGCUGCGAUGGGGACAUGGGUGACAGUGAGGUGUGAUUACUCAAACAUCAACAUCAAAACUGGGUUCUGGUUCAGUCAGAAACAGAGAACAAACUGGAGAAACAAAGAUGAACCUGAAGAUUUGACUUUAGAUUCAGAUUACUCAGGACGAGUGAAGCAGUGGAUCACUAAAAAUUACUCAGAGCUCACAAUAUCAGAUGUGAGAGAGAGAGACAGUGGAGAAUAUCAGCUCAUGAUCAUUAUGAAGGAUGGAGUUAAACAUCUCAGCUCAGUCACAGUCAAUCUAACAGUUUCAGUUUUACAGGUGAAGAUGAAUCCUGAAUCUACAGGACAGCGAGUAAAACUGAGCUGUGAUUCCUCCUGCCCUUUAACAUCUGAAUAUAAUUACCACUGGUACAAGAAUGGACAACAUUUAACAAAUAACCAAAACAUAUUUGUGUCAUCCAGUGAAAACACUGACAGUUAUUCCUGCUCUGAGUCUGAUUCAGAUCCCUCUUCAUCUAUUUGUCUUUCUAACAGUAGCUGUUGGGGUGUGACUUACACCUCUAGAAGAGUUUGUGCUUUAGUGGGAUCAACAGUAAAUAUUCACUCUUCAUACUCACAUCCCACUGGAUAUACAGUAAAUAAAACAUACUGGCAUUACUAUCAUCACGGGGAACUCAGUGAUCUGCGUGAGGAUCAUCAGUUUUCUGGUCGUGUGGAGUUUGUGGGAAACACACUGAGAGUCAAAGACGUCAGCACAAAUGACACUGGAAUAUAUCGAUUCAGCAUCAUCACUAACACAUCAGAUGAAGUUUUUGGUUCACAUGGAGUCGAUCUUACUGUAACAGGUACACGAGUGAAAAGCAGUCCAGACCCUGUGAUAGAUGGAGAAAAAGUGAUAUUAAGCUGUUCAACUGAAUGCACUCUGGAUAACAAACAUACUUACAUCUGGUAUAAGAAUGGACAACAGGUAACAGAUGGAUUGACAUUUUUAAACAAGCUGUACCUGGACUCAAUCAACAGUGAGGAGCUACAAGAGUAUUCCUGUACUGUAAGAGAGAUAUGACACACCCUGAACUUGUGGACUUCCUCAGAGUCGACACGUUGAUGACAUCAUGUAGUGCAGACUUUAGGGAUACUUGCACACAAGGGCACACCAGAGCCGUGUUUUGGAACAGACUCGAGCGUCAUGCCGAAAAUAAGAAGAGAAGUUGCCCAUCAGUGUGUCUGAUGUAAAUGAGCUUUUUUAUUAAACUGUCACAGCUCCAGAUUGUCUGCCAGCCUUUAAGCUCAUUUACACGCUGCUUAUUUUUAGACCCACAUGAGUUGCAUUGGAAAGUCUGAAAGGAAGUUUUGCAUCAUCUAAAUUUAACACUUUUUACAGGUUUUAAAUUAAUUACAUUAAUUUCUUAACAGUUUCCCUAAAGUUCAAUGUAGAAAAUAUAAAACAUAUGCAGAUUAUUUCUGUCUC
Molecule: messenger RNA, 1501 nt
Organism: Misgurnus anguillicaudatus (oriental weatherfish)
Lineage: Eukaryota; Metazoa; Chordata; Actinopteri; Cypriniformes; Cobitidae
Source: RefSeq, a predicted model, not a curated record